This is a messenger RNA of Symbiodinium necroappetens, 429 nucleotides long. Lineage: Eukaryota; Dinophyceae; Suessiales; Symbiodiniaceae. The record is from the annotation of a GenBank genome assembly.
AUGGGGGGGGGGAAGAUGAUCUUCCCCAACGCGGCCUCCCUGAACCUGCCGCCCACCCGCUUCGCGCUUAAAGCGCGGCCCUACUUCAUCGGGCUGCUGGGAGUGCAAGCCCUGCUGAUGGUGGCCAGGUUUCUGAUCUUAGACGUCUGGGGAGCCCUGCUGUCGCUGCUGAUUCUGACCUUGGGGACCUUCGUCCUGGCCACCGGAGCAGGGGUGGACACGGGCUAUUGCCUCUACUACGGACUCAUGUGCCUGGUGAACGGGAUCUUCGAUGCCAUCCUCUUCUUGGAGAGGGCGGUCCAUGUGAAGUAUCCCUUGUUUUCAAGGCAUGCACCAGCGGUCUUCAACGCCGCUUCGGGCGUCUUCUUGGUCUGCCCAAUCAUCGAAUUAGCUGCGGCGUCUCGGUGCAUUGUGAGAUGGACAUGGUGA